This is a messenger RNA of Coccomyxa subellipsoidea C-169, 1209 nucleotides long. RefSeq names its product chloroplast w6 desaturase. The transcript has 7 exons. Gene Ontology annotation, biological process: lipid metabolic process. The record is from RefSeq and is a predicted model, not a curated record. Lineage: Eukaryota; Viridiplantae; Chlorophyta; Trebouxiophyceae; Coccomyxaceae. Gene Ontology annotation, molecular function: oxidoreductase activity. Bases 1 to 1209 code for a protein of 402 amino acids.
AUGCAGCUGCCUGCGAGGCAACGAUUACUGUCAGCAAAUAGGCUGACAUGCAAGGCAGCAGCAACAGCACCAGCUGUGGCUGUGCCCUCAGAUGCCGGCAGGCUGUCAGCAGAGGACAGGACAGCCCUCGCCCAGGAGUUGGGCUACAGAACCAUUGGGGCUGACCUCCCCAACGAUGUCACACUGACACAAGUGAUCUCAUCGCUGCCAAAGGAGGUGUUUGAGAUCAACCCCUUGAGAGCAUGGGGCGCUGUGGCCACUACUGUUGUGAGCGUGGCGCUCAGUGUCUACCUCAUCUCCAUCUCUCCCUGGUACAUGCUGCCUUUCGCAUGGGCCUUUGCCGGCACAGCUUGGACCGGGCUGUUUGUGGUGGGCCACGACUGCGGCCACCGCAGCUUCAGCAAGAACAAGCUGGUGGAGGACAUUGUGGGCACGCUCAUGUUCAUGCCGCUGAUCUACCCUUUUGAGCCCUGGCGCAUCAAGCACAACCACCACCACGCCCACACCAACAAGCUGGUGGAGGACACGGCGUGGCACCCUGCAGGCAAGGCGGAGCUGGAGAAGUGGGGAACAGUGCAGAAGACGCUGUUCAAGGUGUUCCUGGGAUCGCCCCUCAAGCUGUGGGCCUCCGUCGGCCACUGGUGGCUCUGGCACUUCAACCUCGACCUCUACACCCAGAAGCAGAAGCCCCGGGUGCUGGUGUCUCUGGCGGCCGUUGCAGCUUUCGCAUUCAUUGGAAUCCCCACGAUCGGAUAUUUCACAGGGCUGGCGGGCGUGGCCAAGUACUGGCUCAUGCCCUGGUUGGGCUACCACUUCUGGAUGUCCACCUUCACGGUGGUGCACCACACCGCGCCCCACAUCCCCUUCAAGCCCGCCGGCGAGUGGAACGCCGCCAAGGCCCAGCUCUCCGGCACAGUGCACUGCGACUACCCCCGCUGGGUGGAGUUCCUUUGCCACGACAUCAACGUGCACGUUCCCCACCACGUGAACAGCAAGAUCCCCUGGUACAACCUGCGCGCGGCCACCGACUCCCUCCGCCAGAAUUGGGGCCAGUACAUGACGGAGGCGUCGUGGAACUGGCGGAUGAUGAAGUACAUCUUCACAGAGCUGCACGUUUACGACGAGGAGCAGAACUACGUGCCCUUCGACUACGAGAAGGAGGAGCCCUUCUACUGGAUCCAGCGCAAGGUCCUCCCCAGCACCAUGUAG